AUGGCUAGUUCUCUCAACUUCGUCUCCAUUGCUCAUCUCUUUCUGUUUUUCUUCUUCCUCUUUCUGUUGGGACCUCCUAGUUUGGAAUUUAUUAAACACGCCUCAUGCACCGGAAGCCAUAGUACUGUCAAAUGCUUUGAGAAGGAGAGGAAAGCACUUCUUGCCUUCAAAGAAAGUCUAACAGAUCCAUCAGGUCGGCUCUCUUCUUGGGUUGGUGAAAAUUGCUGUACAUGGAUAGGUGUUGGUUGUGACAACAGAACAAGAAAUGUCGUCAAGCUUGACCUAAAAAAUCCAGUUGAUCCGGUCUUUGACACAAAAACAAAUGAAGUUAGUAAAGCUUUCAAGAAAUCAUGCUUGGGGGGUAAGAUAAGCACUUCUUUACUCGAUUUAAAGCUGUUGAGUUACCUAGACCUAAGCCUGAAUAAUUUUAAUGGAAGCAAUAUUCCAACUUUUUUGGGUUCCCUUGAAAAUUUGAGGUAUCUUAAUCUCUCGUUCUCAACUUUUGGUGGAGUUAUUACUCCCCAUCUUGGUAAUCUAUCACGGCUCCAAUGUCUGGACCUUCAUUCACGUUCAUUCUUUGGCACCUUUCCAAGGCUGGAAGUCGAAAGCCUACAUUGGCUUGCUGGUUUUCCUUCCCUUAAGUACCUUAGGAUGAGUGUGGUAAACCUCUAUAACGCAUCAGAUUGGCUACAGGCGGUUAAUGUGCUCCCUUCCUUAACGGAGUUACACUUGCGUGGCUGUGGACUUGUUAGUCUUCCUCAAACCAUUUACUCUAUUAACUUCACAGGGCUUUCUGUCCUUGAUCUCUCUUCCAACAAAUUAGACUCCCCAAUACCUCACUGGUUGUCAAAUCUGAGUGACCUUACAGUACUCAAUCUUGCCUCCAGCUCCCUUCGCGGUGUCUUUUCUGAUGCUGUAAUUUUUAAUCUACAUUCUUUACGUGAGCUUCAUCUUUCAAAUAACAACCAACUUGAAGGUCAGUUACCAUCUAGUCUGGGAAACCUGACCAACUUGCGUAUAUUGGAUUUAUCUGGUAACUAUUUUAUAGGAGAGAAACCGAGCUCAUUUACCAACCUUUGCCAAUUGCAAACGUUUGAUCUAAGCUCCAACAACGUAAGUGGGGAGAUAGUUGGGCUUGUGGAUGGUUUGUCUCAAUGUUCUACAUCCAGCCUAGAAUCACUAUUUUUGAGUGACAAUAAAUUGCUUGGGGGUAUCCUGCCACACUCAUUGGGAGGGCUCGAGAAAUUGAAGACUAUUGAGCUCGAGUCCUGUUCCUUUUGGGGCUCAAUUCCAUCUUCUGUUGGUAAAUUGUCAUCCUUGGAGGAACUUUUCCUUUCCGAGAAUCAAAUGAAUGGAAGCAUUUCAGAAACAAUUGGGAAUCUAUCAAUGCUGGUUUCCUUGGAUUUGCGUUCCAAUUUUUGGGAAGGUGCCUUAACUGAAGCUCAUUUUCAGAAUCUCUCUCGAUUAGAAAGAAUGUUAUUGUCUGUUUCAGAAUCCAGCAAAUGGGCAUUGGUCAUAAAAGUAAAUCAUGAUUGGCUUCCUCCUUUUAAGCUUAAGCUACUCGGAUUAGAAAAUGUGAUGAUUGGACCACAGUUUCCAGCAUGGCUUCAAAAUCAAACGGAGGUUGUGAGUCUUUCUCUUCAGAAUGUUGGAAUUUUCGACAGAAUUCCGCACGGAUUUUGGAAUUCCUGCUCAAAUAUUAUUGGUUUAUCCUUUGCCAAUAAUGGACUACGCGGACAGAUCCCUGAAAACAUAGGUGAACUGUUGCCCGAGUUGUUAUUCUUGGACUUCUCUUCAAAUUCUCUGACUGGUGGAAUUCCCUCUUCUAUUGGAAUGUUAAAAGAAUUGGAAGUUCUUUUUUUAAGAAACAAUUAUUUUUCUGGGGAACUCCCGCCUCAUUGGAAGAAUUUGUCAUCGUUAUCUGUAUUGGACAUUUCAAACAAUAGCAUAUCCGGUCUUCAGAUUUUAGACCUUGCAGACAAUUAUCUGUCAGGCGGAAUCCCUCCAUGUCUGGGGAACUUGAGUACUAAAACUAGCAAUGAUCAGGAUGAAGAUGAGGAAAUGUUAGUGGUUAUGAAAGACCUUUCAAACAAUAAUCUAUCAGGAGAAAUACCCGACAGUAUUACAAGCCUAUCAAAGUUUAUCAACUUGAAUUUGUCUGUGAACCAUUUGAAUGGAAGAAUUCCUGAAAAUAUUGGGAAUAUGCAAGAUUUAGAAUCGCUUGAUCUCUCAAGAAAUGAGCUUUCUGGUCCAAUCCCUGAAAGUUUGUCUGCAUUAUACUUUUUAAGUCACUUGAAUUUUUCAUUCAACAACUUGUCGGGACAAGUGCCAUAUGGAAAACAACUUCAAACAAUUUAUGACCCAUCUAUUUAUGAAGGUAACUAUCUACUUUGUGGCCCUCCUCUUCCGAACAAGUGUCCAGGCUCUGAAACUGAACCUAGAGGAUCACCAGGUGAGGGAAAUGGAGAAGAUGAUAGGGACGGAAAGGGAGUACUUGAUUCACCAAUAUCAUUCUACAUUAGUUUGGUAAUUGGAUUUAUUGUUGGAUUUUGGGGAGUUUGUGGGACUCUGAUUGUUAAAACUUCAUGGAGGCUAGCUUACUUUAGAAGCUUUGAUCAUAAGAAAGACAAGAUUUAUAUUUUCAUUAUGCUCAAAUUGGUUCCCUUUCUAAGGAGGAUCAACUUGGAGAGAAGAUGA
This is a messenger RNA of Juglans regia (Persian walnut), 2697 nucleotides long. RefSeq names its product receptor-like protein EIX2. The transcript is spliced from 4 exons. NCBI's taxonomy places the organism in Eukaryota, Viridiplantae, Streptophyta, Magnoliopsida, Fagales, Juglandaceae. Gene Ontology annotation, molecular function: protein binding. The coding region runs from base 1 to 2697 and encodes 898 amino acids. The record is from RefSeq and is a predicted model, not a curated record.